This is a messenger RNA of Hermetia illucens (black soldier fly), 4619 nucleotides long. It is a transcript of the gene Elk, whose product is annotated as potassium voltage-gated channel subfamily H member 8. Gene Ontology annotation, molecular function: voltage-gated potassium channel activity. The record is from RefSeq and is a predicted model, not a curated record. The coding region runs from base 682 to 4248 and encodes 1188 amino acids. NCBI's taxonomy places the organism in Eukaryota, Metazoa, Arthropoda, Insecta, Diptera, Stratiomyidae. Gene Ontology annotation, biological process: regulation of membrane potential; potassium ion transmembrane transport. The transcript is spliced from 17 exons. Gene Ontology annotation, cellular component: membrane.
UUUAGCUGAACGCGGUGAGUUUUCCCGAGAAUUUCUUGUAGAUCCAAUCCGGAUGCAAGUGUGAUCUCUUCAGAGAGAAUUGCAUUAGGAAAAAUUUAAAUAAAUGCAUUUUCCGUGUUAGCGCCAAAGUUUAAAUUCAUCUGGAAAAUUGGUUGUUUCGAUAUUUACGGCGUGAAUAAUUUGGAGCGAGGUAGCUCCAAUAUUAAUGCGGAAAUAAAAAGGAAAAUUGAAAUUAAUUAGAAAAUCUAAAUAUCACCAUCAGGUGUUUCGUGUCUGUGUUCUCUUUGAGAGAUAAAAAAGUGCCGUUUUUUGUUAGUUGAUCUAAUUAAAAAAAAAAUCAAAGAAAGAAAAUAAAAAAGUUUAAUCCCCUUGCUAUCGUCACCGUUGUGCAGCUGGUGUUUCUUAGAAAGGCAUGUGUUGUAUAUAAAAAUGUGCUUGAGAUGUUAAUUAUAAAUUAAUCCAGAAAAAAGGCUAUUUUAAAUUGAAAAAUUAGAUACAGUUGAGAAAGUUAUAUUAAAAAAAUAUAACAACCUUUUUAUUGUGCAAGUUUUUGUGCUUUUUGUGUGAAUAUCGCAAUGGGAGGAUAGAAUAUUGAAGGAUUACUUGAGUUUUUAGUCUUCUUAGCAGCAACGCAGAUUCAACGUCAUAACACAGGAGCAGUAGAAAAGACCAUUAAAUCCAAUGCCAGCCCGAAAGGGGCUGUUAGCGCCCCAAAAUACAUUUUUGGAUACAAUAGCGACACGUUUCGAUGGAACACAUUCAAAUUUCGUAUUGGGGAACGCACAGGCUGCCGGAAAUCCAAUAGUCUACUGUUCCGAUGGUUUCGUUGAGCUGACCGGCUAUUCUCGAGCGCAAAUUAUGCAAAAGGGAUGUUCAUGUCAUUUUCUCUACGGUCCUGAAACUAAGGAGGAACAUAAAGUGCAAAUUGAAAAAAGUUUAAGAGACAAAAUGGAACUGAAAUUGGAGGUGAUUUUCUAUAAAAAGGACGGUACGCCGUUUUGGUGCCUCUUUGAUAUUGUUCCAAUCAAAAAUGAAAAGCGAGAAGUGGUUCUAUUUUUGGCAUCUCACAAGGAUAUAACGCACACAAAAAUGCUGGAGAUGUCCGUAUCGGAUGAAUGUGAUAGCGUCAUACCGAAAGUUUUUGUACUUACAGCCGCGCUCCUGGGCGCACGAUUUCGCUCUUCAGAUGCCGGAAUGCUGGGAGAAGGAUCCGAGCCCGAUGGUGAUUUUCAAGUACCUGCAGGAUGUAAUAUGGGGAGGAGACGAUCGAGAGCGGUCCUGUACCAGCUGUCCGGUCACUACAAGCCUGAAAAGAUAAAAACGAAAUUAAAACUUAGUAAUAAUUUAUUGCACACGACGGAAGCCCCAUUUCCCGAGUAUAAAGCACAGUCCCUCAAGAAAUCUAGGUUUAUUUUAUCACAUUAUGGCGUAUUUAAAGGAUGCUGGGACUGGAUAAUUUUAGUUGCUACGUUUUAUGUAGCCGUUCUGGUGCCAUUCAACGCGGCCUUUGCCAAAGCGGACCGUCAGACAAUGGUGUCAGAUGUUAUAGUCGAGGCUCUUUUUAUUGUAGAUAUUAUUUUAAAUUUUAGAACAACGUUCGUAUCAAAGAAAGGAGAAGUCGUUUCGGAUCCGAAAUUAAUUGCAAUUAAUUAUUUACGAGGCUGGUUCCUUGUCGAUCUGUUAGCUGCUUUGCCUUUUGAUCAUUUAUAUGCGUCGAAUUUAUAUACGGGGGAGGAAUCGCAUAUCCAUCUAGUGAAAUUGACCCGGUUGCUGCGGCUGGCUCGUUUGCUCCAGAAAAUGGAUCGAUAUUCACAGUAUACAGCCAUGAUUUUAACGCUCCUGAUGUUGUCCUUUACACUUGUUGCACAUUGGCUUGCUUGCGUUUGGUAUGUGAUUGCGGAGAAGGAAGAGUUGUCCAAUGACAGUAGUUGGGAUAUUGGCUGGAUGCAUGCGUUAGCGGACAGGCUGAAAAUCCCUGUUUCUAACAUCACGAACGCCGAGGCAUAUACGACGGCCUUGUAUUUCACAUUUACAAGUCUGACCUCCGUUGGGUUCGGCAAUGUCUCGGCAAAUACAGUAGCAGAGAAAGUGUUCAGCAUCCUUAUGAUGUUGAUUGGGGCUCUCAUGCAUGCGGUGGUCUUUGGUAAUGUCACAGCAUUCAUUCAAAGGAUGUACUCACGUAGAUCCAUGUAUGAUAGCAAAUGGAGGGAUCUAAAGGAUUUCAUUGCAUUGCAUCAGAUGCCCAAGGAACUGAAACAAAGGAUACAGGACUAUUUCCAGACAUCGUGGUCACUCAGCCAUGGAAUCGAUAUUUAUGAGACACUCAAGGAAUUUCCUGAAGAACUACGUGGCGACGUUUCAAUGCAUCUACAUCGUGAAAUCCUUCAACUUCCGAUUUUUGAAUCAGCGUCGCAGGGUUGUCUAAAAUUGCUUUCGCUGCACAUAAAAACCAACUUCUGUGCUCCUGGCGAGUUUCUUAUCCACAAAGGAGACGCAUUGAAUUACAUUUAUUAUUUGUGCAACGGUUCAAUGGAAGUUAUCAAGAACAAUAUGGUGGUGGCCAUUUUAGGCAAAGGUGAUUUAGUAGGCUGUGACUUAAACGUACAUGUGCUGGCAAAUGGCCAAAUAACGAAUGCAUCAGCUCCUCCUGGAGCAGACACGGUGGUGAAGAGUAGCAGUGAUGUGAAGGCGCUGACAUACUGUGACCUAAAGUGUAUCCACAUCGGCGGGCUAGUCGAGGUCCUUAGGCUCUACCCGGAGUAUCAACAACAAUUCGCCAACGACAUCCAACACGAUUUAACGUAUAAUUUACGGGAAGGAUAUGAGUGCCAGGAGGCGGAUAUUGGGCCGUGUCUCCCCUUGCCCUCAAUCAGUGAGGACGACGAAAACCUGCUGGAUGUCGAUAGCAAUAGCAACUCUGCUUCUCCACACAUGGGAAGCUCCCCAUCGCCUCAUCUUUCCAAUCGUUCGCCAGUUCAUGCAGCCAGUCCACGGCAUGGAAAAAUCUUGCAAAGAGGAAGAUCCUUGGCGGCACUUCGAGAGCGAGUGGAACGUCAGCGUUCGGUAAAUCCUCCCUCGGGGGGAAUUGAAUCGAACUCGUUGGAAGGAUUGAAUCUGGAAUCCUGUCAAAGAAAUGAAGUGCCCACACAUAAACGUUCUAUUGAACGACUUGACAAUCAAGUUAUUAGCCUACACCAAGACGUAGCCGCCCUAAGCCUAGAAGUUAGGAAUGCAAUUCAAGCGCUCCAGGAAAUGACAUAUUCUACGCUGGCAUCACAAGCGGAUUUAGGUGCUCGUUUUCCGGCCCGAUCCAUCCCAAAUAUCUUCAAUAACGUUAAUCCGCCAAUCGAUACUCAGCAAGGUCUUAUCGCACGUAGUUCGUCACAUCCACCUGAAAUUUGGGGUCGUGAGAUGGAAGAGCCGCAGCAACCGAAUGUCUAUACGCCGGAAACCCCACGCUAUGUAACCAAGUCAACGCAAACAGAUCCUGUGAAAAUUGAUUUCCAAACAUUUGAGAAAUUCGUGUUAGCCAAUCCACGUUUAGUUUUAGGACUGCUAGGGAUCGAGACAACGAUAAAGACUGAAAUUGAAUUACUUCAGCAACAGCAGCACGUACAAGUGUCGCCACUUAACACCAUUGAAGAGGUCAAUUCGCCUGACGCAACGAGUUCGGAAUACCUAUUGGAGGAGAAGGAAACGAAUCAACAGGAAGACAGGUGGAGUACAAGAAAUAGCAACUAUCAAGAAGUAGACAAUUGCCGCUCCACAGACGCGCUCUUGGAUAUAGUUCCUUCAAAAGAGGAUCUCAGCACCGUCGAAUGUGAACCGACCAGUUUCUCCAUUGUUCGGGAAGGCAAGUCCAGGAGUUCUUUUCGCAAACAUUCAAAUAGUAGCAAUAGCCUGUCAUCGAAUGGAUCACUAUCAAACAAAAACUUCGAGCCUGAGAUCAGAACCAAUGGUCCUGUUCGGAAGACAUCUUGGAAGGGAAGCAAAAAGGACUACGAGCGCUUGAAUGAGACUUACGACGAUGUGAAUGAAGCCAACGAAACCACUUCGUUUCUCGAGGACUCUGCUAAUAUUGCUAAGAGACGAAAUUCAAGGUCGAGCUCAUCCGACCUUACGAUAAAAAGGAACAAUUUGACUGUGAAUCGUCCUCCUGGAAACUUUCGUUUUUCAGCAGGGGAUGCUGAUAAAUUGGAGAAAGGAUUGAAAACGAUAGCAUCGACAAGAUCGUUAAAGGAGAGUUGAAUUUUCUCGGAGGUGCUUAAUGCACAGGUUCGCCUUGAUAGUAUCCUGGCAUGUGAGUGGGGAUAGGAGAUUGAUCCGUGGCAGGCGAGUGGGUAAGGAGCAUUAUAUACGAGCAAGUGAUACGAACGUCAAUAAUUGAGAUAUCGGCUAGGGUACUUGCUUUAGUGAAAUAUCUGAAAGACACUAAGUAAUGAAUGACUUGCUUUUUUGUUAUUUAGUAGAUUAUCCUUUGUGCAAGGUGGGUUGUAAUUAUUUUAAUAAAUUUGCCUUAAUUUUUUUAGAGAGUAGAAUUCUUAGAUAAGGCAAUGUACUCGCGAUAGGAGGAGCGAGUUCCUUAGUUGCGAUAUCAAAUUUUUGCUGCAUCAAGAUAA